Messenger RNA from Saccostrea echinata, 3269 nucleotides. RefSeq lists its product as uncharacterized. The record is from RefSeq and is a predicted model, not a curated record. The coding region runs from base 992 to 2572 and encodes 526 amino acids. Lineage: Eukaryota; Metazoa; Mollusca; Bivalvia; Ostreida; Ostreidae. Gene Ontology annotation, cellular component: plasma membrane; actin cytoskeleton. Gene Ontology annotation, molecular function: actin filament binding. The transcript has a single exon. Gene Ontology annotation, biological process: actin filament bundle assembly.
UGAAAGAGAAUCAACAAUAGAUUUAAAGCGUCUACACCUGCACUUUUGAAAACAAACAUUUUACCGGCGACAUCGUAUUUAUUCUCCCAAUAGAAGAAAGAGCCGGAGCGCAUCUCGGUGAUUUAAUCUUUAUCGAUAAUAUGUACCUUAUAUAUACCUGUGUAUGCGAUUAAUUUGUGAUACAAGAAUUCCAUAUUAUAUCGAGGACUGCAGGUCUAUACAGGUAACAUAUUAAUCAAUCCGGGAGAGAAAAUUUAAUUACAGGUGUGGAUUGGAAUCACGUCAGGCCGUCAGAUAGACCGAGGGACAGGAGAGCUAAUCUUGGAGGUCCGACCAAAUCCUGCCAGACCACGAACUGUGUAUUACAAGGACCAAAUAUUGACAGAAUUACGAAACAUAAAAGGCCAAGGAUUUAAAAAUGAAUGAAGAAAGCGACUAAUAUAGGGAAAAGCCAGCGACAAUCGAUUCACAAGACGGCAUUUGGUAAGGAGAGUCGUUUUCCACUCCAGAGGCGUUUCAGUAGCGGGUGUCCAAGUUAAUUGAUCUAUCCACAUUAACGAUUUGUGUAUGAAUGGGAUAUACCCAAUAAAAAGAGGAUAAUUCACUGUGGGGUUAACGUGGUUUAACUUCUAUAGUCCUUUGGAAAUUCGCCAACAUAUCGAUCUAAAGCACAUGUUAUUAUAAAAAGGCCACGAUAACAGAAGGUUGGAAUUUUUUAUGUAUGGUGACAACUGUCGUGUGUUUGGCAUCGCCUGAAUACCCUGGGUCUGAUACAAGAAGAUAUUCUGAUAGGAAGGACUUUGGGGAGGGCGAAGAGUUCUGACAGACAUUUUACCCUAGCAGAAAAAUCUUACCUGUGAAACAACACGCACACAUAGAUAUUGGGAUUGGAAUUUCUAUUUACAUGACUGGACAAAUUUUUAUCGAUCAUGUAAAAAAUUACAUUGAAGAAAAUAUACCCGUGUGCAAUAGGACUUAAAGUGAAUUCAUAAUGGAGGAAGCAAAGAAUUUUAAAAGUACAUUAAUAUGGCAGGCAAGAUGUAAUUCGGUGAUGCACCCUGCUCCACUGCGGACAAUUGUCACGCGAGACCCCGAGUAUACACCGGAAGUACACGAUAACGUAGAAGACAAGACAUUUUACGCAUCUGAAACCCAGCUUCCGGCGCCACGACCACUUAGUUAUAACUUUGACACAGAAGAUUGUGAUCACGUGACUCCUGGACGGACGCUGAAGCUUGAUCACUGUGACAGUCAAUUUCCUGUAGAACCUCAUGUUAUUCAUGCACGUGAGUACAGAAUUGACAGCGGAUACGAUGAUUCCAGCCACUCUGAACAUGUAUCUUCUGAUGGGAGUCAGGAGAUUGUAGCUCACGAUGACUGUAGACCAGAAUCACCGGAUGACGAGGAUCGAAUGAUCCGAGCGGAGCAGAAACUGGUCAAAAGAGACAGUCGGAGGGUGGAAGCUAUUCAGGUUGAACACCACAAGUCACCGCGACAGUUUUCUCUGGAAGAGACCUCUCAUGAUGCUCAUCAUGAUGGUGAGAAUGGUUCCAAAACAAAAUACACAAAUGUUCAAGCACUCACAGCGAUGGCUCGGAUGCUCUCUCGUCCUGUCCUUCGAAAAGACGACGACCAAUCAUCUUUCGAUGAAGAGUCAUGUGACGUAUCUAUGUGGACAAAUGGAAGUGGGUCCACAGACUCGCCACGUAGUGAUAAUACUUGUGAAUUUGACAAGUAUUCAGAUAUAACUGCAGAGACCAGAAAAGCAACCAAACCAACGGUUAAAGACCUUGACCUCACACCAGAGAGAACCCGUUCGAAAUCUUUCAGCAUGAAAAGGAUUCUAUCCCCUACCGUUCCAGCUCUAUCACCAAACAAAGAAAAAAUCACAUUUUCCAGAAGUCUAAGUACAACCUCUAGUUAUUCUUCUUCCUCAGAGGCUACAACGCCAACUUCUGUGCCUGACCCCUGUUUCCGGUGUAACAAACAAGUCUACCAACUGGACAAAAUUGGGCCAGUUAGACGUGUUUUGUAUCAUAAGCAAUGUUUUCGAUGUGCUGAGUGUAGUACUGCUUUGACAUUGAAAAACUUUUGUCAAAACGCAAAUGAUAAGAAUGAUAAGCAAGUUUACUGCAAGAAGCAUCAACCAAAGCAGGAAAAAUGUCACGUAGAUAUUGAGGAUCGCAAUAUCAAUAUCGCUCUUAACAAUCCAAAGUUGAAUCGAAUCAACACAAACAUCCGGGGCUCUGAUGAAGACAAAGCCAGGGGGCACAGUCAAAGGCCUAUUUAUGUCAGAGGAGCAAGCAUACCGAAACUGGACGUAGUGUGUGGAAACCAAUACGGAUUUAGUUACACUGCUGGACAUCCUGUGGAACAUGAUGCUGGAUCGCUAAACCCGAAACCAAUGAGAAUUACGAGUCCGAGAGAAAUGAGUCUAGAGGAAGUGGAACCAAAAAGAGUCUGGACAAGGUCGGCUAUUAAUGCUGCCAGCCUCGAUCUGAGUGCACCGAUUUCUGGUAGAAGCGCUCAUCAUUUCUAUUCCUAUGGAAGCUCAGCUUUUAACCAUUUAUGAUAUUAUGAAGCUUUUUUUGUUGCGACCUGGUUCAUUGCUACGCUACAAUAAUGUGUUCCCCUACAUACAGCUUUUGCGCAAAAUGUACUUAAUAUAAGGCCAAAGUAAUGUUUACUGAGAUUUAUCUAUGUUUUAUAUUUUGAUAGGAUAUAUGUCCACUAUACUGUGAUAAUAUGUAUAUAUUUUAAUAAUCUUUUUGAGGGCAUUGGAUUUUUGGUAUAUCUGUAAAACUUUUAAGGAUUUAUGAAGUUCAAUGUAACGAAGCAUUGUUUUAGGAGACCAGUUGUGUGUUAAUUGAAGAAUUUUUUUUUACACUUACUAUUCUAUUUGAGACAACAGGAAGUCCAAGAAAUAAAAAAAAGUUGUCUAUUUAAAUACGUAAAAUGGAAAUUUAAUAUCUAUAAAAAUGACUUGAGUCUAAAUAUUUUCAAACAUGCGUUUUAUUCUUUGUAUUUCUAUUGAUUAUUGAAAAGGAAAGGAGGUCUCCAUUUCGUUUUGUUGAUUGCAUUAUCCUGCAUGUGUGAAUUGUUCCUAACUGCAUUCAUAUUGUGAUAUAUUUCCAAUGAUGUGCAUUUAUUUGUUUCUAACAGCUCAAAAGUAUUCAAUAUUUAUCAUAUAUUGCGUUUUGUGAAAUACAAUGUACCAUCCAUAUAGCUUAUUACUUCUACAGUAUGUAUUUUAUAUACAUGUACUUCCA